This is a messenger RNA of Acanthaster planci (crown-of-thorns starfish), 5799 nucleotides long. RefSeq names its product dual specificity mitogen-activated protein kinase kinase 2-like. The record is from RefSeq and is a predicted model, not a curated record. Gene Ontology annotation, biological process: protein phosphorylation; MAPK cascade. Gene Ontology annotation, molecular function: JUN kinase kinase activity; ATP binding. Lineage: Eukaryota; Metazoa; Echinodermata; Asteroidea; Valvatida; Acanthasteridae.
CUAUUCAAUCUAGUGACCCACUGACCGAUCCCUACCGCAUCAGUCAUCCAAAAUGGCGUUUCGUAGCGGGAACGAGGCUUCCAAACGCUCCUUGAAGCUGGAUUUCACCCGCAUCACCCCUCAAAAUGACAACGAAAUCCACGAAUCCACAGUGCCGGAUGGGAUGUCCCCCAGCCGACUAAGUCUGGUAACCAGCCCCAGCAAUUCCAGCAUCAGCAGCACGCACAGCACACACAGUAGCAAUGGCAGCAGUGGAAAUCAAAGAUACGAGUCACCCCUCGACAGAAUGCGUUCACGUAGCCUGGACUCCAUUGGCAAACUCAGCAUAUCGGCCAUGGAGACGUACGACUUCACAUCAGAUGAUCUAGAAGACAGAGGAGAGAUAGGACGUGGGGCUUUUGGCUCUGUGAGCAAGAUGUGGCAUUCUAGAAGCAAUACCCUCAUGGCAGUCAAGAGAAUUAGGUCAACAGUUGAUGAGAAAGAACAGAAGCAGCUACUCAUGGACUUGGAUGUCGUCAAGAGGAGUAACCACUGUCCAUGUAUCAUUAAAUUCUAUGGAGCACUCUUCAAAGAGGGCGACUGCUGGAUAUGCAUGGAGCUGAUGGAUACCUCGUUAGACAAAUUCUACAGAUUCGUGUGUGAACAUCUCAAGAGCCGCAUCCCAGAACCCAUCUUAGGCAAAAUCACUGUCUCGACAGUAACAGCACUGAAUUAUCUGAAGGAGGAGCUGACGAUCAUCCACAGAGAUGUGAAGCCGUCAAAUAUUUUGCUAGACACCAAAGGUAACAUCAAGCUGUGUGAUUUUGGCAUCAGUGGACAGCUGGUGGAUUCCAUUGCCAAGACAAGAGACGCUGGAUGCAAGCCCUACAUGGCCCCUGAAAGAAUAGAUCCCUAUGUUUCCAAGGGAGGAUAUGAUGUCAGGUCUGAUGUCUGGAGUCUGGGCAUCACAUUAAUUGAGAUGGCCACGGGCAAGUUUCCCUACCCCAAGUGGAACAGUGUGUUUGACCAGCUGGCUCAAGUCGUCAAAGGACCCCCUCCUAGACUGGUCAGCACCCCAGAUAUGCAAUUCUCUGCUGAAUUCACAGACUUUGUCAGCAACUGUUUAAAAAAGCUAGAGGAGGACAGACCAAAGUACAACAAACUGCUGGAGCACCCAUUUAUCAAGAGGUAUGACAGAGCAGAGGUUGAUGUUGCUGGCUACGUGUCAAACAUUGUGGCCCGAAUGAGUGAAUCAGGAAAGUUGCACAACGCCGAUUAUUAACUUGUCAUAUACACUAGGUACAGUGACUUUUUGUUUUAUCUUGUUCAUGCAUCCGCCAAACGGAUGGAUGAGGCAUUGUAGUUCCGUGUACAUAAAGAUUAAGGGCAUCUGAAACAUUUGCUGGAGUGGCGUUUCUUGGCCUGCAUGGAGGACACGUUACCGAAAGCCAGUUCAGUGUUUUGAUUGUGUUGGACAAGUGUAAGUUAAUGGUGUCGAUGUCAAACAGUAUUGGAGAAGGCUUGAACACAUUGCUGUGCAUCGAUGCUCGAGUGUGUUCAAGUUGAUGCUGCUUGUUUGCUCACAUUCAGAUCUUUCAAAAUCCAAGGGACAGAUUGAAGGAAUUUGGCUGGAGGGGUAUGCCUAUAUGUCAUUACAUCAGAUUUGGGUUUGAUCCUCCUUAAAAAAGUGGUUCCUUCAAAUGGGUAGAUUGAGAAGGACUCAGGAAGGAUCCAAACACAAAGCAUUACUCAACCUAUCAAAAUGAGUCCGAGUCACCAGAGCCACUCCUUGAGUUAAAGUCAUAAAAAAAAAUAGACUUGCGCAAGAAACAGUCCUUAUGUUUUUCCAGUUAACCUAUGAAGUACCGUGCCAUUUUUGCUGUUUUACCUACGUGCAGACUAAAGUGGCUGUCGACAUUCAUACACAAAUGUAAAUCACCAGGAACUGUGAACAUUGUCUCCAUCUUCAUGAGGCUAAGAGAAACUCGGUGAUAAAAUCAGAGCUCUGUUUCCUCUUUCAAAGCAAACUAAAACAAAAUCUUUGAAAGCUAUGCCAUUAAGAGUCAUUUUGUGGGAUCGAGUCAUAAAUGUCUAGAGUGUUAAGAAUCAUACAGCCUGCUCAUAGAUAAAAACUUGCAGUGUAUACACAGUAGUCAGCAUUUCCUAAAAUGUUUCCUAAUGUAGCCUUGGCAGAAAGUUUUCAUUUGGUAACUACCACGUGUUCCAUUCAAGUAACCCCAUCUUGCUCAAGAUUGUUACUUUAGGAGGAAUGCUUGUGCCUUGCAGAGCUUCCCACCCACCACAUUAUGACAAGGCCUUAUUGCUGCGCGAAGACAAAAACUCCCUAAAGGUCAAAUAUAUACUGGAGCAUUGUGAAAGGUAGAUUUAGAAGAGCUGGCUUCGUAUUACAACAAAAAGUGUUUUUGUUAUGGAUACCUUUGUUUUGGGUUAACGUCUGUGAAUGAGCAUGGACAAGCCAAACCUCUAAGAGUGUUUUAAAGUAAAAACUGAAUACUACUUGAUCAUUUCUUGAUGAACAAAUGUAUAAAGGCAUCUUAUCAUGACCCAUAUAUACCAGUGAUGUAGUCGAGUACCAAAACUCAAGUACCGAGUUUUCUGAGUACACAAGUGCUGAGUACGGGCCGAGUCUGAGUACUGUUUAAUUGAGUCCGUGGCCAAAAAUCUGUGUCUGCAUACAGGCUAAGUAUGAGUACAAAGAUAAUCGAGUACAUCCGAGUACAUUGUAAAACUAAAACAUUAUCAGAAAUUUACAUUGUUGGUCAAAAAAAUGUACACCAGUUGAUAAAAAUACUGCGUGACUUGUAACAUGUAGCUUACACUAUGUGAAAUUCUCGGUCAAAGUUUAGUAUUGAAAAAUUCAUAACGAAAAAAUUCCCAAUUUCUUUUUGAGUAUUGCGAGUCUGGGAUCGAAUUAACUGAGUACAAUUUGUCAAAUUUAGGGACAAGUUUCCGUACAAAAUUUCAAGUACGUGCCGAGUACUUGUUUUUUUGAGUACUUAUGAUCAUGUAUGGGCCAAGUACUUAUUGGCACUCAGUUGUACUCGAGUUCGAGUACGAGUACUCCAACACUGAUAUACCCGUUAGUGCAUUACCACAUUUAGAGGAUUUGUGCAUAAAGUUAGGAAGUUAAGCUUUCGGUUUCAUUGAAAAGGGAAAUAUUAGAUCAAUCUCCAAGGCAAAAAAAUGUGUCAAUUGUAUGUGAAAGCAGUAAGCUUACUAAGUAUGCUGUCGAUAGACCUUGUAUGGGAUGUAAUGAUGUGGCAUUUUUGAAUGGGCAUAAAUUAAAGACUCUUGAAAGUUCCAAAGUUGAUAUUACAGUAACUUUAUAUAUGUAUGUGGGUAAGUUAAAAAAAGUGACCAUUUUACUAUUGGUAUUUCCUGCAGUACCUUUCAUGUAUCCUCGAAUGUAAUGUGAAUUGAUAGCAUGCGAAGACGACCUCAAUGUUAAAGCCAGCUAUUUGCAGUUUGUUUUUUUUGAGAGAGAGCACCAAUUUUAAAGUCUGAGCAGUUGAACAUGUAGAGCAUUUAAACUGACAAUGUCCUGAACUGAAAUGAACACGGUCUCUUAAUCUUGCUCUGAUGAAGAGUCUGAUCGUGACCAGCGUGUCGUCUGAAUGACCUUAUGACCCUUGAUCUGCAAUCAACAUAACUCUCUCACUUUUAUGCCUUGAAAUUCCCUCAGAAAGAUCCGCUCACUUCUGCCAAAUGCUGAAGAGGGAGGAAAGACUUAUUAAAAAUCCAAACAUGCAACUGCACUUUGCAUGAAUACAUCCUCAAUAGCUAGGCCAGUUGGGGUUGGGUACAGUUGCAAUAUGCAUACAUUUAGGAACCAAUAAAAUACUGGGGGGGUUGGACGGCAUUGCUUAAUACCAUAAUACAUGGUACCUGCAUGGUAUAAUAUAUGGGUAAGUCCUUUCUUUGCUAAGCCGAAUUCUGUGCAUAGCUUACUGCUGGCGGGAACAAAUUGAUGCUAACUAUAGCAGAGCAGUUAGCACAUUUCACAGGUGAGCAAGAAGACCUGGACUGCGCAUGUUGGAAAUCCCAUAACUAAGGAUUGCAUGCUCACUUGGUUGGCACCAGAAUUUCUGGGCUAUCACUGCAAGCAUAGAAUGCAUAGUAUCAUAAACGCAAACUUCCGGGUACUUAGUACUGUCCUCCCUCAGACCUCUGACCUUUAUUGAGUCCCUGAAAGAGUUAAUUACAUCAGUGCACUUCAUUUGACCAUUCUGAAUAGAAUUGCAGAUCGCUAGUUUAACUCCCAGACAAACUAGAGUGCCCAAGUUAUCGCUAUCUGAAUAACUAUGUGUUAUUUACACAGAAUGAAUGUUGCAAAGUGUAACUACAGGUAUGUGUUUAAUCAAUGCAACUGCAAGUCGCUUGCAUGCGGCGGCAGCAGUCGCACCAAAGAAACAAGCAUGAAGAUGGCAAUCAUGAUAACGAAUCGAUUGUUGCUGGUUUUAAAAAGGAUAUCAUUAGCUCCACCAUUGGAAUGACUACGUGUACAUGUAGAUUCUUGUCUGUUUAGCUUUCAGAAGUAGAAUAUUUGUAAAAGUCCAGUUUCAUAAGUUCAACUUGCCAUCGUAGAGUUUCCCGUGCAAGUCAACAGUUUGUACAUUUGAAACUGGCUGCACCAAUAAUUGGCUGAAAUAUCUAACCACCGUGAUUGAAUGCUCUCUGAAUAUUCUCUCUGUGCCCCAGAAGUAACAAUCACAAGCAACAUGAGCCUUUUCAUUCGGGCUUCCUGUAUUCUCUUAACAUAUUGUUCUCCUAGUUUCCUUAUAUGCACACAGACCGUUAUAUCCUAUCCAAUAGUGAGAACUACUGUCCAACAAAUAAUAUGGUGCCCUGAUUUAUUUGUAUAUUGCCUGGCAAGUACAUGUAUAUUUGAUGAGCAGCAUGCGCUAUUUCCCUAUCAUGUGGUACAUGUAUCUUUACCCUAACACCCUAGGCUCCUGCACUACAUGUAGAAAGCAUACUGAACCGCAUGUACUUGUCAGUGUGUUUGUACAUGUAUGCAGGUCACUGUACCAAACCUGAUCAAUGCCAAUAGAAUGAGCCCAUUGGAGGUUUGAGUGAUAUGGUAUGGAUGGGUCUGUGCUAGCCCCACACCUAGGCCUGUAGUGGCUCUCUUUUACAAUCUGUCUCUUUUCUGUUGUGGGGCAAGAUCUAUGCAGUAUAGGAUGACUUGCACUGAGCAGUGCCAAACCUGACAAAAUCAAGCAUAGUCCAAUACCUGCACCAGGUACAGAAAGCCAGACACUACACACAAUGAAACCUGCGUCUCCCAACUCGCGCAGAACCCAACACCAUUUCCCUGGGCCUUUCAGCCCAAGUCUCACAAGCUUCAACAAGAAGCUCAACAGGUGUGGUACCAGAUCUGGCAAAACCUCACACAACCUGCUGUUGGAGUAUGGCGCCUUUGGGGUAGUUAGGGUUAAAGACUGCUGUACAUGUAAAUGUACAUUGCCCGACUUGGAGUACCAUUUAUGUUUCUUACAUUUGUAGGGUGUCAUUGACAGCAUUUAAAAGUUUUGCAUUUUGGAAACUGAAAAAAUAUGAGAUAUGCAAGAUAAUUUGCACUGUCAGAGUUUGUAUGAAAUCAGGCUCAAGAAAAUCACAGGUCUAGCCAUAAGUAACAGUAGACUAACACCAACGUAAGGCAAAAUAACCCCUGGUUUCUGGUCAGACCAAAGUUCCAGGAUUGAUGCGGCGAUGCAGAGUUCUUUUUUGGGGGGGGGGGUGGCUUUUUAAGACGAGCAGCGAGUGGCAUAUUUAAUCAAAGAGCAAAGGCUAGUUAGU